AUGAAUUCUAGAGAUUUGCCAAAACUGCCCGCAUCAAGAGAUGACGAAUCAGAUAAGAAGAAUAGAGGAACUAUUACCAACAAUGAUGACGAUGAUGAGUUUGAAUUCUACCAUGAAUUUGCAAGAGAAAAUGUGAAAGUAAUAAUACAUUUGAUUACAGAUGAGUUGAAGACAAAAGGUAUGGAUAUAGAGUAUUUGUUUAUACCCUUUAGGAAAGAGCAAACAAACGAAAAACUUUUGAAAUUUCUCAAUAAACUGUUUCCAAUGGCUCAUGGUAAAAAAAUUGGAGAAACUAAAUCAAUAAAAAAGAUAGUUUCUAAUACUGAUUGUUUCACAUUAUUCCAAGCAUUGAAGUAUAUUUGGUGUAGAUUACCAAAUGGUGAAAUUAUUGGAUGGAAUUCUUAUUUAGAAUUCAAAGCUAGAGAAAAAUAUUUAGGAUAUCCACAGAAGGCAUUUUUAGAAAUAAUGCCAAAAUGUUUGACCUCAUCUAACCAUGCUUCAAUCGUUUACGAUUUUUUGGAUUUGAUUGUAACCAUAUCCUCUAACUCAAUUGUGAAUAAAUUAAGUGCAAGAAAAAUUGCAAAGAUGUCUGCAAUUUGGGGUUUCAAUAAUAAACAUUUCCCAGAAAACAUUGAACAAGUAAAUGAAGAUUUCAAGUUCCCAGUAUACAAUGAUAAUUCGAUUCAAGAUGGAAUAAAGCAAUGGUUACCAGCUGCAAAUGCUAUGUUUCAUUUAUUGUUGUCGUUUUUAAGAAGUUUUUUACCAUCAGACGAUAAUACCGGGAAGUCAAAUAGCAAUCUGCCGAAAAAUUUAAAGAAUUUACUCUUAAAUAAUCAUUAUCCACCAAAUAUUGAAAAAUCAACAUAUUCCUCGAGUACUAUACUGACUAUACCUGUUGUAACAUUAAAUACAAAUCAAUUUUCUAGAAAAGCAUGGGAGUUAAUAGAAAGAUGUAAUGAUAUAUUAGAUUUUACCAACCCAGAUGAUUUUCAAGUUCGUGAAGACUAUGCCUUAUUGAAGUCUUUAUUUAGAAAAAAAAAUAACAUGGAAGGAAUAAGCAGAAAAAUGUCUCAAGAAUCUAGGAGAAUUAUGAAAGCAAUUCAGACAAAACAUUCUACAUUUCAAGCAGGUUGGGCAAAAAGAACUUGCCUGUCUGACCCAGCAAAUGUUCUGAAGGAAGAAAUAGAAAUAACAAGAAUUGAUAUUGAUGAUUAUUUUAUCUGGACCUGGUUAUCUUCCAUAUCAUACGAAGAAACGGCUGAAAAAAAGCGAAUAUUUGGUAGAUCCUUAAUAUUGGAGUUUGAAUUCGACGGAUUCAAGAAGUGGGUAGUUUUCCAAGAAUGUGAUAUUAAUGCAAUUUCAUCGAAAAGUACAACUGCGAAGAAACAAGAAGAAGAAAUUGAAAACGAGGAGUCGUAUACUAUGGAUAGUGAUACUUCUAAAGAUUACGAUAAGUUUCAGGAGCAAAAUGCUUCAAAAAUACCGGAAGUUAGAAAUAUUUCCAAUAUUUCAGCUACAUCUAAUUCGAGUAAUGGGAUUUAUCAUACCGUCAUUUCAAAAGAUGCAUUAAAUGGUGGUAACCAUGGAAAACACAAUCUACAUUUGAUUGAACAAAAAAUUUCCAAAUGGAAUCCACUCAAUAAUUUACGGAAAAAAAGUAAUGGGAGUUCGAACGAUGAUUCUAAAAAAACCAAUGAUAAUCGUAAAGUUUCAAAUGAAAUAAUAAGUAAUAAUAUAACUACCAAAACUACUCCAUCUGGAUUAGCGAAGCAAGAUGUGACGGUGAUGGAAACUGCCAAAUUUAAUAGUAAAUUUAAAGAAAAUAAUGAUUAUAACCAACAGCCUGAAAGUUACCAAAAUCAAGAUAACUAUACUAGCAGGAAAAAUAAUAAACCACCUCCUCAUCAUUCAGAUAAUAAGAAGACUGAUAGAGUAAUAAGUCAGUAUAGUCUUCUAAAUUCAUCUAAGUAUCAAUUACCUGAACUUGAGACCGACGCGACUGGGUUUAAAAUUGAUUUGCCUGACAUUGAUGAUAACGAUAUUAAUCUCGAUGAUAAUUAUAACUAUAAUCAAAAACCUGUAGACAUUGGUGAAAAAAUGUAUUUGGGAACAGAUGCUCAACCUUCAGUCAGCCCCGUUAAAGAUCGUAAUUCGAAUACCAUAGAUGAAUUGCAGGAUAUGGUCGAGGACAUGAUUAAUGGUGAUGGUGAUAGUAAUACCAACAGAAAUAUAGAUGAUCUCGAUGUUUAUAAUCCAGCUUUUGCAUAUAGUGUGCAAAGACAAAAUGAGACUUUUGAAUCUCUAACAAAGUUUGACAAAUAUAAACCAUCUUCGAAGCGCGAUGAAAGUGAACAAUCAUUACAAGACAAUAGCUUAAUAAAUACAGAAAUUCCUAAUCUUGAAAAGCAAUAUGAUAGUCAAAAUGGUAGAGGUAGACCCACAAAUUCUCAAGCUUCUAUUCCUGGUUCAGCUUCUAAAGAAAGCUCGGGCUCGCCCGAUAGAGAAGCUUAUAGCCAAGGGAGUUAUCAAGUAUCUUCUAGAGAUAGUACAUCUAAUACAACAUCUCAAUCACCGAUUAGAAAACGAUCUCCCGUUAGAAACAUUGCAGGUCAAGGAUAUUCUCAGUCUCCUAUAAGAAGCGCAGGUUAUCACGGAAAUUUGCAACCUUAUGCUAUGCAAGAGCAAUCUCAAUCACCAGUUAAUUUACAAAAUAAUACAUCGAAUAUUUCUCAGAAUUCAAACGUUAUAUCGUUAAAUAAUCAAGGAAAUGAAAUGAGAGCAUUUGACAAUAAUAAUUACUCUAGUAAAAGUCCUUCACCUGGCUAUCCAAAACAGCAGCAACAAGGCCAAUAUGGAAUUCCAGGAGCAAUUAAAUUGACUUCACAAAAUGAUAGAUUAUCUGGUGAUACUAGAUAUAUCAAUAAUGGAGAUCCUUCUUCAGCAUCUCCAAACAUGAAGCCAAUAAUCCAAAAUUCUCAGUCUCCAAGCAAUAAUCAGCGCAAUCAACACCAGAACCCUUUGGGGAAUAAUAAUGCAAGUAGUAGCUUUCCACAGAAGCAGCACUAUUCACAAUAUCAUCCGCAGCAACAAGGCCCUCCUCAACAUUAUUCUGGAGAUAACUCUCAACGAGGUUAUCCUCAACAAGGUCUGCAACAAGAUCUGCAGAAAAUUCCCAUUCCAAAUGGUCCGCCUCAAGGCUUUCCUCAGCACGGUUCUCAACAUAGUCCUCAACAAGGUCACCAGCAGAGUUUCCAACAAGGUCUACAAAAAGGUCUUAAUCCACAGGCUACGCCCCAUGGGUAUCAGCAACAAGGAUAUUCUCAUCGUGGUCCAUACCAAGGUCCACAAAAGAGUCCUUCUCCAAAUGCUCCACAACAAGGUCCACAAAAAAAUCAUAUUCCAAAUGGUUUACAGCAAGGUUACCACCAACAAGGUCCUGCUCAAGGUCCUCCUCAAGGUUAUCCUCACGGUCAACAGAAAAGCCCUAAUCCACAGGUUAUGCCUCAAGGUUAUCCUCAACAAGGUUAUCCUCAACAAGGUUAUCCUCAGUCUGGCCUGCAAAAAAGCCCCACUCCGCAAGGUCCUCCCCAUGGCUAUCCUCAACAAAGCUACCCUCCACAGCAAGGCUAUUCUCAACAGGGGUUUAUACCGGACAACAUUCCAAUGUCUAAUGGUGGUAGAACUAAGCAUAUGAGUAUGACCCCACAAGCGCAGAAUGGAGAAAUGCCCUUUAACAAUUUCAUACCGCCAGCUGCAGGUCAUCCUAGUAAGUUACAUAGUGCUAAUUUGAACAAAACUAAAGGUAGAAAACAAUUGUAUAAUGACAUUAGAAGUGGUAACUUUGGUAUCUAA
Messenger RNA from Tetrapisispora phaffii CBS 4417, 3852 nucleotides. RefSeq lists its product as uncharacterized. Gene Ontology annotation, cellular component: cellular bud neck; cellular bud tip. The record is from RefSeq and is a predicted model, not a curated record. Lineage: Eukaryota; Fungi; Ascomycota; Saccharomycetes; Saccharomycetales; Saccharomycetaceae. The coding region runs from base 1 to 3852 and encodes 1283 amino acids. The transcript has a single exon.